GCGUCGGAGGAGGGGGGCGCAGUCGCAAUGACCGGCGCCCCCUUCCCGCUCGACGAGUGACCGGCCUCCUGGGAUUCUCUCUUUGCAGCCGCAGACCAAACUUUGGCUGUUCCGCACCAUUUCAAGUCAAAAGUAAUAUGUAGCCUUGCGUUUAACCUAAUUGGGGGCUCUUCUUAAGAGGAGAAACAGUUACGAUGGGUCGGUUGGGCUCCUCCUCAGGGAAGUCCCUACAUUGUCUUCUCACCUUUGACUUGGAAGGGGUCAGUGCAGGCCCUCCUCCUCCUGCUUCCCACGAAGACCCUCCUGGGAGACCGGUAGGGACCCUGGGGAGCCACUUGUCUGGCCUACUUGGAUUUACAGCCCUGACCACAGUGCCACCAAGCUGCCGCUCCUCUGUCACUCAUCCAUCCCUCAUCCUACGCCUCCUUCCACCCACCGGUCGAUCCUUCCAUCCAUCAUCCACCCAUCUACCCACCCAUCCAUCAAUCCAUCAUCCAUUCGUCCAUCCUUUUAUCCACCCACAUCUGUCCAUGUUUCUGGGUUUUCUCCCUAAUCUGCAUUCCUUGUAGAGCGAGGAGUGGGUGGUGAGUGUUAGCGAUGGAACACUUGAAUUUCAUCCUAGGUCCUUGUAGCAGAACUGGGAUUUGCAGUGCUAUACUGCCUUCCAGAAAUGGCCCGGCCAGGGGCACCUUUCUCUGGAACCCCCGAGGGCAGGGCUGCCUCCCUGUAGUAAGCUGCGUGCCUGUGAGUGUUCAGUUUGGGUUCUUUUCCUUUGUGUCUCAAUUUUAAUUGCUUUGAAAAGGAAUGUUAAGGAUAUUUUGCAAUAGCUUCUCUGCUCCCUACUGUAGGAGACCCAGCUUCUCUCUAAGCUGGUCAAGGGGGUAUCAGGGAGCAAGAGAUGCCAGCCUUGGGUGGUCUAAAGCUGGUGCUCUGUCUGCUUCUCCUGCAGGCUGGCCUAAGCUGCCCAGUCCAGUGGAGACAGACAUCAGGGAGGGGAGCAGGAUGUGGGGGGAGGAGGGCUCCCAGACCCUGGCUGCUAAGGGAGCUGUCUUCAGCGGGCUCCUUGUUCCGCCCCAUCCUGCUGCAGUCAGAGGACUAGGAAAAGUACCAGGCACUCACUUCCACAAGUCAGAGGCAAGCUCAGCUCUCCGUUUUCAAAAGCUUAUUGUCCCCAAAGCAGGAUUACCAGGAAAAGCAUCCACCAGGUAACUGUUUGCUGGGAGAAGCUGUGGUCCAAGUAGAGGGUUUUCCUCUGCUGGAAAUGGCCGUGUUUCCUCUUGUGGGGCCCUGUGUUGCUUACACAGAACAGCCAGACUGAGUUUACUGUUCUGUUAAAAUGAGGCAAAGAAGAUACUGUCCGCUUACAAAAUUAAGUUAAAUAUUCUGUGAACUUCCUACAUACAAUUGCUCUUUAUUUUCAAGUUUCACCAUGUUUUAUAAUUAAAGUUGAAAUUCAGAAUAAAAAAAUCAGUUACGACCUUUUUUUUUUUUUCUUUUUUUUGGAGAGAGAGAAUGGCAGGUUUUGUCUUGGAAGGAGGGCUGGAAGUUUCCCUCAACUUGCUAGUAGAACAUAUUCCCAGGCAGAGAAGGUUUGUGUAUUGUAUUCCAAGUAACAGAAGUACUUGAGGGAAUUCCCUGGCGGUCCAGUGGUUAGGACUGUGUGCUUUCACUGCCGUGGGCCCGGGUUCAGUCCCUAGUUGGGGAACUAAGAUCCCACAAGCUGCACGGCACAGCCGAAAACAAAAGUACUUGAAAUCAGCUUUUUCGUGCUAGCUUUUGAAAGCUGCAGACAGGCAAUAGUGGAGGGGUGACCGCCACACAGCUUAGAGGUGCCUUCUCAAAAUUUAGCUUUGCUUGCUCCGUCUUCAGUUUUCUUUGAUGAGUAUUUCAAAGCCAAAUAGUGAGACAGAAACUGAGAGUGUUCAUGUUGAUUUGCCUUAAAAACCUGAAACUCACGAGAGUGCUUGGCCGUGGCUGAAGGUCAUGGUGACGAGUCUGUCCCCAGUGCCCCCACAGCCCUGCUGCUCUGGAUCUGGGGAUCUGCAUUCUCCACCGGCUGUGGGGAUGGUGGCCACGUGGCGUGAGAGCUGCUCAGGAAUGGGGACCUGGCUGUGACUGGGGUCUCUGCUGGGAGUGCUCGGGGUGGGCGGGCACAGUGUCCGUGUCCGUCCCCCCCCCCCGCCCCCGCUUCACCACCACGUGGAACUCGUGGCCUGUCUGUCCCGCCUGCGCCUGGUCUGGAGGAGGCGACGGGGGUCAACCCUGGCGGGCCGGCUGUCCAGGGAUGUUGGAGGGUUUUGUGUGGAACGUGCUAACUGAGGACUCAGCGGGCCUCGGGUGUUUAACCAGCUACGUGGCGAGACCUUCCAGCCGACUGUGGAGGUGACGGAGGUGGGUAAUGCCUAACAUUUUUUUGCUCAGCACUCAGCGGUGAGUCAGGCUGUGCGGUUAGGACAGCCUCAGAGGCGUAGGGCCUUGUGUCACCCCGUGUUAGAAGGGUUCAGUGCCCUCAGGCCACAGUCACUGCUGGGCAGGGAGCUGUGCUUCACCAGGCCAGCCUAGGGGUUCUGGGUCCCUACCUCUGCCCUGAGCAUCUCUCAGGGUCCCUUCCGAACCAUGCUGUGUUCUGACUUUGUCCCAAACACAGUGGUCUGAGGAGGGGGAACCCUCGCAGGCCACCUUCUGAGAUCGUCGUGACCCCACCCACUCACCCAGCCUCUGGGCGGUGGGGCGCUGCCCAUGGGCUGCUCCCUUCCGUAGAUGUGAGUCGGCCAGCAUCUUUUGUGGAGCGUGGCACGAAUUAACAGUUGCUUAGGCUUUGGAACAUUUGCGGGGAAUAAUUUGGGCUGACUUUGAGCCUGUAUGUGUUCUGGCCUGCCUGUGGGGGCGCGGCGGGGGGCAGUAUCUAAAGUGUUUUAGGUUUAAUGUGGUAACCACCCCCGUCACAUUGGUUAUUGAUGCAUUUUUGUUUAUUAUGAAGGUAUAAUUUGAUGCAAUGAAAUGAACAGAUGUUAGUUGUGCAGUUCAGUGAAUUCUGACAAAUGCAUCUUCUCGUGUGACCCAGGCGCCCAUCUGGAGGGGGCUGUAUUCCCACCAUCCCAGGGAGUUCCCGCCAGUCGUGACUCGUCAGUGGCAACAACUUGGGUUAGCUUUGCCUGUUCAUCCACAGGAGGUGAGAGCUGCGACGCUGAAAGGAGAUUCAGAGGCCGGGGGACCUUCUUCUGUCCGUUUAAGGCUGUGGCUGGUGGGGCUCGGGGGCAGGUGGGGACGGGGCUGCUGCUUCCUUCACCACAGAGCUUCCCAUCAGCAGGUCAGCACAGGCGCUGCCACCUGGUCCCAGAGCCCCUGGCCACACCACAGUCAUAGGCCAGCAGCAGCCACAGGAAGCUACAGGAUUGUUCUGUUUUUUGAAGAAGGAAAUCCAAAAAUUUGCAUAGUUAAAAGAUUCUAACCCUCUUGGGACUUUCCUGGUGGCACAGUGGUUAGGAAUCCGCCUGCCAAUGCAGGGGACACGGAGUCGAGACCUGGUCCAGGAAGAUCCCACAUGCUGCGGAGCAACUAAGCCCAUGCGCCACAACUACUGAGCCUGUGCUCUAGAGCCUGCGAGCCACAACUGCUAAGCCUGCGAGCCACAACUACUGAAGCCCGUGCACCAGCCCAUGCACCUAGAGCCCGUGCUCCGCAACAAGAGAAGCCCCUGCGAUGAGGAGCCCGCGCACCGCAACGAAGAGUAGCCCCCGCUCGCCACCCAGCAACGAAGACCCAAUGCAGCCAUAAAUAAACAAAUUUAUUAAAAAAAAAUUCUAACCCUCUUGAUGAAUAACUCAAAUGGAUUAUCUGAAAUAAAAAUGUUUAUCUACUUUAUGAACUUGAAGAGAGAGACAGUUCGUGCGUUAUAGCUUAACUUUGUGCUUGGAAGGACAGACCUUGCCAGAGUGUUUGCCGGGGGAACGCUGCCCCUUCUUGCUCUCUUUUUAAUUCCCCAAAGGUCUCCCAACUUAGAGUCUGUUCAGAGGGACAGCUUCCUUGUAUUUUUGCCUCUGGGAGCAGGGGUGCAGCGAGCUGGCUGCGUCCGGUCAGCAUCGGUCCGGGUGAGGCCCAGGAACCAGCCAGCAUCUUCAUGUCGUGGCGCUGGUACGGAGUCCACUUGGUGAUGCCGCCUGGGUGGAUGUAGGCUGCCCCAAGCCCUGGGCACGAUGUUUGCGCGAGGGCUGAAGAGGAAGUGCGCGGAAGACGAGGAGGCCGCACCUGCGUACAGUCUGCAGCGCCAGUCGCUCCUGGACAUGUCACUGGUCAAGCUCCAGCUGUGCCACAUGCUGGUGGAGCCCAACCUGUGCCGUUCGGUCCUCAUCGCCAACACGGUCCGGCAGAUUCAAGAGGAGAUGACCCAGGACGGGAGCUGGUGCGUGCCGGUGCCCCAGACUGCGGGGCGGGCGUCGCGCGACCGCCUGGUGUCCACGGAGAUCCUGUGCCGCUCAGCGCGCGAGGGGGCGCGCCCGGCCCCUGACCCUGGAGACCCGGCCUCUGAGCUCCAAGUGGUCCCAGCAGCACAGGCUCCCGGGGUCCCUCCUAGUGGCGUUUGGGACGGGGACGGUCCUCGAGAAAACAGAGGAAGCUUUCACAAGUCGCUCGAUCAGAUAUUUGAAACACUGGAGAGUCAAAGCCCCGGUGCGGUGGAGGAGCUGUUUUCCGACGUGGAUGGCUCCUACUACGACCUGGACGCUGUGCUGACCGGCAUGGUGGGUGGUGCCAAGUCGGGCCAGGACGGGCUGGAGGCCUUCGCCUCCACGGCCGCCCCGCCCCCCAGCGCCGGCUGCAAGUCGGACCUGGGCGAGCUGGACCACGUGGUGGAGAUCCUGGUGGAGACCUGAGCCGCGGCCGCGGCACACAGCAGAUGUGUUUGUGAGGCCCAUGAAAACAGCCGGCGCGCUGGGGGUGUGGGUGCCUGCUGCCCUGCACCUGGGGCUGGCCUCUGGUUUGUCUGCGAUUAGGAGACCAGCCCAGAACAGCAUCCGGUCCGCCCGCUCCCCCCCUCUCUCCCUCCCUUCCAGGGCUGGGCUGCUUUCCCGCAGGCCGGUCAUCGCAGCCGCCCUGGGCCCUCGUCUGUGUCCUGCUACAGCCCCGCUGGAGGAUGCCAGCCCCCUUCCGCAUCCAGCCUCAUUCUACUUUAGAUAGGGGAAUUUUCUAAAAUUAAGUUUUAUACGUUUUGGGCAAUAUUUUGUCUUAAGAUAUAUUUUUGAACUUUUUAUACUUUUAUCACUUUAGAUUUUUUUAGCUAUUUUCUUAAAAAUAUAUUUUUUCUAUAAACAUCCUCUGCUGCUACAUUAGAAACUUUUAUAACCUAAACAGUUGCAGUUGGUGUAUUUCAUUUUUUUUAAGGUUUAACACACACUGUUCUUUUUCCAACAAGCAUCACUGCCCUGAGUCUGCAGUGUCCACACAUUGUGAUUUCCGCUUUCGACUCGGGUGUGAGCCUUGCCCGUACGCGCUGGUGCGGUCAGAGCGAGGUCAGAGUUGAAGGCCUUGCACGGCGGUGCCUUCACCAGAUCUGCUGUGCGAGACACGUCUCUGUUAGAGGGUUUUAUUUAUGCCUAUUUAUGUAUAAGUGUUUUCAGAGCCGACGGUCAAGUACGGUCUACGUGGGGAUCAUGCGUGCCCUGAGGUGUCUUGGGCGGUGCCUCCAGAGGGUCUGAGACUCUGGGACCCUUCCUGUGCGGGUUCCCAGCACAGCUGACCUUCCUCCCAAAGCUGCUGCCCUCCGCGUGCCCCUGCCUGGCCGGGCUGCCCGACCCGCGUCAGCUGGGCCCGUGCGCCAGCAUGUUUGGGGAAGGCGCGUGUCCAUGCACCACUGGAUUGGAGAAUGGUGGCAUAAAUUUAAGUCUAGGGUUAAAGAAGUCUGUACACAUGUCAUCUGUGGGCCUCGAUCUUGAGGGUCGUUGACGGUGGGGGUUGGCUGGGUGGUGUGUGUGCCCUGUGACCCUGCCCCAGGCACCGAGACCGCCCGCGACUUUUAGAUCUUUUUCACUUGUUUACAAGUGAGACUGUAUUCUCUCCGCACGCCCACCCCACGUUUCCCAUUUCUCGAGCUUUUUCUUCCUUCUCCAGCCCUUAGCCAAAAAGGGUUGUUUUCGUUUGCGCAUAUGCCAUUCUUAGUAUCAGUGGUGUGCACCUCAUUUUAUUAAAAAAUUAUCCAACAAAGUGGAAAUGUGUUGUCAAUUAUCUACCAUGUUGUAGUCCUCGAGUUGGUCUUUUUACCCUAGUUGAGCUCAGCCAGGUUACCUAAGGGAGACCGUGGGGUUGCGAAGAGAUUCCACGUGGGUUUGUUGACAGGCAGGCUGUGGGACGUCUUCAUCACCUGACCUCGCAGGGCUCUGAGGCAACUCUCCCCACCCCAGCUCUUGUGGCAGAAGCCAGGUGAGGGACAGCGCCCUUGGAUUGGGCCGAUGUGGGAGCCCAGCCCGGUCAGGAAGCUGUGGGUGAGAGGCAGGCUGUGGCUCUCAACAUCCAGGGGUUGCUUCCUUCCGCGUUUGAAAGUAUUUCCUUGUGGAAAGUAGCUUAAGUGUGUGUUUUAUAAGCAGCAAACCUAUAGCGGUAUUUUGUGUCUUUAUGGCAUUUCUAGCUUUUUAAAACAUUUGCUCAGUUUCAGGGCAGCUACGGUGUCUUAUCUGGCAGUCUUCCGCAGUAGGACACAAACAGGGCUCAGGGUGGGGAGCGGACAGCGCCUAUAGCCAGGUCCCCCUCCCCUGAGAGGCUGAGGCCCAGCCUCCUUUCUGCCCCUGUAGUGACCCCUCCUUCCUCCCUUUGCUCUUCGGGUUCCUUCCCAGCCACCCACUCUCAUUUCGGCAGCUCCCUUGAGGUGCUGAUGGCCUAGACGUCCCGGGCAGGGCGAGGUGGGGCCCUGCUGGACACCGAUUCCCCUGGAAGCAUCAGAGUUUCUCCAGAGAGGAGCGGAGGCAGGUGGCCAGUUACUGACGAUGGAUUUGAAUUGAAUAUGGAAGUGGGGGGUGGGGCGGGGCUUUAAACUCCCGUGUGCGAGUGGUCACGUGUUUGUAAACUGCAAAAGGAAGGCUGCUGCCUUCACCCCACCACCUCUCCUGGGCUGGUCCUGGGCUCUGGGUAGGGAAGCUGGGUUUGUGGGGAGCGAGUUACGGUGCGUGUUCGCAGUUGCUUCUGAGCCCAGCUGAGCUCUGGCCAGCGCCUCCCCCCGCCCCGCCUCCAUGUCCCGGGAGCACGUGGAGGGAGGGGCCGGCCCUCGAAAGGAAAGACUCUGGAGGGGUUCCCAGCCCUGAGGACAGUUCAAGGUACAAGCCUUGGCCAGUGGCAAGUCCUCACACUGAAACUUCUGAACCGUCGCUAAUAAACAGUCGAGUUACCUUUAUGGGCAGUACAUGAUUAGAGAUUAUCACACGAGAAGGUGAUUAAAAAGCUCGUAGGCGAUGCAGGUUGAAGUACUGAGAUGUGUCAGGCAGUGAUUAAUCCCAGUUCUGUUACUCUUCUGGAGUUACGGAUUCCACUCUAAGCACUGCUGGCGUUGCCUCCCUCCAUAUCUUGAUGUUGUAUUUUCCUUGUCAUUCAUUUUUAGAAUAAAUAAUAUCACGUGUC
This is a messenger RNA of Orcinus orca (killer whale), 7602 nucleotides long. RefSeq names its product cell division cycle associated 4 (gene CDCA4). The record is from RefSeq and is a predicted model, not a curated record. The coding region runs from base 4197 to 4871 and encodes 224 amino acids. Gene Ontology annotation, cellular component: nucleus. NCBI's taxonomy places the organism in Eukaryota, Metazoa, Chordata, Mammalia, Artiodactyla, Delphinidae. The transcript has 3 exons. Gene Ontology annotation, molecular function: transcription regulator activity.